Molecule: messenger RNA, 558 nt
Organism: Kwoniella shivajii
Lineage: Eukaryota; Fungi; Basidiomycota; Tremellomycetes; Tremellales; Cryptococcaceae
Exons: 1
Coding region: 1-558 (185 amino acids)
Source: RefSeq, a predicted model, not a curated record
AUGAAGUCGUUGCGGAUACAUCAGACUGAGGUCUGGCAACUGAAGGAGUUCCUUUUCCUCUUCUAUGCUCGAGAUGUCGGAAGUUUCGAAGACGAAGCGAAAGGUAUCUGCUUUACGGACUGCUUGUUCACUUGUUGGUCGGCAUCACCAGUAGAAGGGACAGAUUUGGCUUUCUUCAUUUGUUUUCCGGAUUUAGUACCGUGUACGAGGGAUAGAGUGUCGGAUGGGAUAUCACCUUGUCAAGCAGAUGGACGCAGUGGUAGUUUGAGUGGUAGUUUGAAUGGCAGUUCUCUAGAAAUCGGUACGGAAAGAGCCAAUGAAGACGAAGCAGCUGCUGGUACUGGAUCAACUACUUUGGACUUCCCUGUGUCGAGUUUUCUCGCAGAAGAUUCCUCCUUUUCGUUGGACGUUGCGACGACGUUACUGGAAUCACCCUUCGUACCGUUGAAAGGCGCAGGAAGGGCUGCUGCACUGGGCGUGGAGGAUGAAGCGCCGGUAUCGUCGUUGACGAUGCUCUUAGAAGUAGGAGAGAUUGUCGAAUUGGCCUUUUCAGGCUGA